CAAUAGGGUAAACUGACCCAAGCCCACUGAUACUAACAUGACUUUGACCUAGUUCCAAUACAAACAAAAAUUCAGCAAUUGAAAAAGAGAAGAUGCAACAUAUUCUUCAUCAAAACAAAACCCUACUCAGCCGCCAAAGAGUACCUUCCUCAUUUACAAAAUAAAAAUCCAGAUUGUGAAAUAAGGAGAGAAAAGUGUGAAACGAACCUGAAGGUGGGUCCUUGGCAAAAGCCGGUGACGUAGGGGGUGGCGAUGUCGCGGCGGCAGGCUGUGGUCACGGUUGGCCGGAGGUGCGUCGGAGCAGGGAAGUAGUGGUCGGCCAGGAAAAGAGGCGUGCGGAGCUUGAACAAGAUGAGAAGAGAGUUCUACCCUCUUCAAAUUUUUGUUUUCUGAACUGCGAUAAUGCCCAAAGCUAAAAAGUCCAAUCGUCCCCACAAUAAGUCACAUGAAUCAAAGAAACAUGGAAAGAAAGGGAAGAAACCUCGAAACAAGUCACGAAAACUUGAUACUCAAUCAAUCUCUGCUAUGAUAGCCGAUACCCCUAUUAGUAGAAAUAUCUCAAUAACAGUAAACUCGAUAGCAAGGGCAAGAAAAGCACAACUUGAAGCCAUGAAGGGCAAUUCCUCUGAAGAUGACAGUGAGGAUAAUUAUCAUGAUCAUAAUGUUUGUAUCGCAGGUCGGUUUGGAAUAGGCAUGGAUUCUCCAAUACCAGACUGCUAUAUGAAGUAUUUUGACAUUGUAGAGGAGGCUCAUUCUCCUCGUUCCCUUGGAGGAUACCAGUCUUGCUCAACACCAGAUAUAUCUUCAUACGUAUCUCCUACAUUCUCUAUCAAUUCUUCUCCAGAGACUACUCCAGUACGAGAACCAUUCCCAUCACCUUUGGAUCGAGACCUUGAGGAUCAUGUGUCCAAUGAGGUCUCACACGCCCCAUCAUCACCUUUGGAUCGAGACCUUGAGGAUCAUGUGUCCAAUGACGCCUCACAUGCCCCAUCAUCACCUUUUGAUCGAGAGCUUAAGGAUCCUCGGUCCAAUGACGCCUCACAUAUUCUAGGGGGGCCAAUGACAAGAUCAAAGACAAAGAAAGAAAAACAAGAAUUGAAUCCUUGAAGCUUGUAGAAAGCAAGGACACAUGAUCUCUUUGUUUAUUUGCCAUAAUAACCCCCCAAUGAUUCUCGAUUGUUCUCUUAUUAAUUAAUUGUUUAUAUUCGGUUUUAUGUGCUAUAAGAAAAGUUCCAAGUUCCUUUCGAGUAUAGAAUUGUGUUUUUCUUUAAUAAAUCUAAGAUGUUUUGUAUUUCUUUAAUAAGUGAUGUUUUGUAUGUUUAUGUAAUUACUAGUAAAAUACCC
Vicia villosa (hairy vetch) is the source of this 1344-nucleotide messenger RNA. RefSeq lists its product as uncharacterized. The record is from RefSeq and is a predicted model, not a curated record. Bases 403 to 1107 code for a protein of 234 amino acids. NCBI's taxonomy places the organism in Eukaryota, Viridiplantae, Streptophyta, Magnoliopsida, Fabales, Fabaceae. The transcript is spliced from 6 exons.